UCUGCUGCACUGCGGACAAGUAGACAGUUGGUGCAUUCGUUGUGAUUUUGGGAUCUACUAAUUAGUCAUUGCUGCAUUCAGGCAUUGGUGGUAUUGAUACAGUCUGACAGUGAUAGCACACGACACAAUACCGUACCAGAAAAAAGAAAUGGAAGUGGCUCAAAGAACUGGUGAACGAAUAACGUUUGAUACUUGCAAAGAAGAAUGGAAAGAACUGGAGACCUUAUAUGCUGAUUUUGAGAGCAAACAUUUUGAAUAUCGCAAAACUGCUGAGUCAUAUUUUGGCCAAAGGAAUAGCUGCACGAGCCAGAUUCGAAGACAACAAAAAAAGUUGAAAGUUCUUUCCGGUGCUGUCAAAAAAUGUGAAGCUGAUGAAACAGAAAGGUCAGAAUUAUCAUCCAAGAUAAAUCGAAGAAAGGAGGCUCUAGAUAAAGUACUAAAUUAUCUGCCAAAAAAGAAUGGGUUUUAUCUCAGCCUCAUUGUCGGACAAGUCAAUUUAACCUUUGAUAAUGAAGCUGAAAAGUAUCGCUACAAAGACGAAUAUGAAAAGUUUAAAUUAUAUUGUACCAUUAUGACACUUAUCUCAUCUGUUCUCAACUUCUUUAUUCUUCAUAACCGAAUAUCUGAUGCAGCACUCAGUUUCUUUUUGCUCUGGUAUUACUGCACACUCACCGUCAGAGAGAGUAUUUUAAUUGCUAAUGGAUCAAGAAUUAAAGGUUGGUGGGUGAUGCAUCAUUACGUUGCGGUGUUCUUAUCAGGAAUAUUUGUUAUAUGGCCUGAGGGGCAAUCUUAUCAAGAAUUCAGAAGCAGAUUCAUGGCUUUUUCAAUUUAUCAAAGUUUUAUUCAGCUACUACAAUAUUACUACCAAACUGGUUGUUUAUAUCGAUUGAGAGCACUAGGUUUGCGACCUGACAUGGACAUAACUGUGGAGGGCUUUCAUUCAUGGAUGUGGAGAGGCCUAACUUUUCUUCUGCCAUUUUUAUUCUUCGGUCAUUUUUGGCAGCUUUACAAUGCUUAUUAUUUGACUGUUUUAUCCCUCAAAUACAAGUUCAUAGAUUGGCAGGUACCAGCUAUAGCAUUCUUGUUUUUCGUAAUGUUCUGUGGAAACUUUUUCACAACACUUUCCGUGGUUACACAAAAAAUGAAGAAGAGAAGUUCAAAGUCAAAACAGCAGUAAAAACAAGUUAUCUCAAAAAAUUCUUUUCACUCAUUAUCAUGAACAAUCACCUUAAAUAUAUUAAAUUUUUUUAAGAGUAAUGAGUAACAUAAUUAAUCGCCUGAAUAGCAGAUGCUGAUCUCUGUUCAUGUGCCAGUGGUAAUUUUUACUAAUCAGGGCAAUAAAGUCUUAUAUGCUUGUAGGUUUUAUCAAUUCUAUAUUUAUAGUACUUGUAAGAAAGUUUUUCCAUCUUAUGGGUUUUAGUAAAACUCUUUCAAUAAUUGUUUCAUAUAUGUCGACUUGUUAGACGAAUUGAUAACUACCUAUUAUUUUAUGAUCAAGUGUAAGAUGAAAUGAUGUAAUUAGUAUUAUUUAUGAGAUUUUAUGUGUCUAUCUUAAUGCUAUUUGAAUUUUUUAUUGUCAAUACCAAUCGCUUACUGAUUUGAUUUUAGGUAAUUAAUUGCAGAACAAUUUUAUUGAAAAACUCCAAUAAUUUCGUUCAACUGAAAUGAAUAAAAUUGCAUAUAGUACAA
Messenger RNA from Styela clava, 1689 nucleotides. RefSeq names its product transmembrane protein 120B-like. The record is from RefSeq and is a predicted model, not a curated record. Lineage: Eukaryota; Metazoa; Chordata; Ascidiacea; Stolidobranchia; Styelidae. Gene Ontology annotation, cellular component: membrane.